UCUUCCGCUCUCACAUCAAACAUUGUAACAGCAAUGGCUUCCACCGCCAGAACGCUAGCACACCUCCGUCGUAGUUCCGCUGCCGCCACUAGUAGCAGAGGGAGCUACGCUUACUUCCUCAUAUCCAAGCCGUUUACUUCCGCCGCCGCUUCCGCUGCAUCAUCUGAUUCCGACCAAACACUCUCUUCCUCUUCGGGAUCAAAGGGAAAAGGAUCUAGAUGGUUGCUGUUUCUACCUGGAGCAAUCACUUUUGGCCUUGGGACUUGGCAGAUUUUUAGGAGACAAGAUAAAAUUAAAUUGUUGGAAUAUAGAGAGAAGAGGCUGGAAAUGGAACCUUUACAAUUCCACAGUUAUCCUUCAACUCAGGAAUUGGACACUCUGGAAUUUAGGAAGGUGGUAUGCAAAGGAGUUUUUGAUGAUAAAAAAUCAAUCUUUGUAGGACCCCGCUCAAGAAGCAUUUCAGGAGUUACUGAAAAUGGCUACUAUGUUAUAACACCUCUUAUGCCAGUUGAGAAUCAUCCAGACAGUGUCACUUUUCCCAUUCUUGUUAACAGAGGAUGGGUUCCUCGUAGUUGGAAAGACAAAUUUGUAGAGGCUACACUAGAUGAAAAGUUCCCGAAUGCAGUUCCUUCUCCUUCACAGGAUGAUGGAACUACAUCUUGGAGGAGGUUUUGGUCUAAAAAGCCCAUCGUUGCGGAGGAUCACACCCCUUCUGUUACACCGAAAGAAGUAGUUGGCAUAGUUCGUGGAAGUGAAAAACCAAGCAUAUUUGUCCCGGCAAAUGAUCCUGAAUCUUCCCAGUGGUUCUAUGUCGAUGUUCCUGCCAUUGCGCGUGCUUGUGGUCUUCCUGAAAAUACUAUCUAUAUUGAAGAUGCUAAUGAAAAUGUGAAUCCAAGUAAUCCUUACCCUAUUCCCAAGGAUGUCAAUACCUUAAUUCGAAGUUCAGUAAUGCCUCAAGACCACCUGAACUACACAUUGACAUGGUAUUCUCUUUCUGCAGCAGUUACUUUUAUGGCUUUUAAGAGGCUCAAACCAAGAAAAAAGCAAAGAUAGCAAAGUCAUCACCGUCACAUAGCUGAGUCUAUUGACGCAUUUAACCUCGAUCUGAUAUGGGAUCAUCUUUACUUGAAGUAUUGUCUUCCAUUUCUCCAUCCUAACUAUCAAAAAUCAUUUUCAAGCUACCCUAAACUAUUCAAGUGAGGUCUUCUAAAAAAGUUAAGGCUAUCCCGGCCAUAAUAACAUUGCAGGAAUGAAAAAUGGGGUGAUUUUCUUGUGAGCAAAGAUAAAAUACUUGUUUUUUUUUUAUACAAGGGGGAUGAGUAUGUUGAUAUUUAUUAGUUAAAUGAUCAAAUUUUUGUUACAAAAGAAAUUAUUGAUGGUAGUUGUGUGAAGUCAUGAAUAUAUCUUUUGAUUUGUAAUAGGAAGCUUUGGAAGUCAUGAAUAUGCCACAUUUUGUUGACACAUUGAUUGUUCACCUUAUUUCAAUAAAGGAGGUAAAAUCAUGUCUACAAUUCCACACACAGAUU
Molecule: messenger RNA, 1526 nt
Organism: Arachis stenosperma
Lineage: Eukaryota; Viridiplantae; Streptophyta; Magnoliopsida; Fabales; Fabaceae
Product: surfeit locus protein 1
Exons: 6
Coding region: 34-1053 (339 amino acids)
Cellular component (GO): membrane
Source: RefSeq, a predicted model, not a curated record